Molecule: messenger RNA, 606 nt
Organism: Sphenostylis stenocarpa
Lineage: Eukaryota; Viridiplantae; Streptophyta; Magnoliopsida; Fabales; Fabaceae
Source: the annotation of a GenBank genome assembly
AUGGAAAACAACAGCAACUCACGCUCCUCUAUAUGCUGGAAAAUCCGUCAAGCACUUACAACCAAUCCUGCUUUCAAAGCCAUUCAUCGCAUCAAAUACUACUACAGAGAACCUAGGACUGUCACCACUCAUGCAAAUUCUCCAUCAUUACCACCCUCCACUCAUUUCCCUCAGAAUAUGAAGGCUAAGAAUACACAAGCAGAAGGAACAAUCCCCAUCAAGUUUGAUGACUCAAUCCCCAUAUCCACUCCAAUGGUAUCGAAAGUUGCUUCCCCUCAAGUUGGAGUAUCUAAAGGUGAAAAUAAUGGCAAAGAUAGCACUGGCCCUUUGAAGGAACAACACGGUGUUGGGAUGCAACAAGGUAAGAAAACUCUCGAUAUCAAUGACAUUUUCUCUGAGUACAUUGAACGUGCUCGGUACAGAAUCAAAACCGUGUCAAACGUGGGUAGGGGGCAAAGCAACUUCGCACCAGUUGAGGCUAGUGGGAAUAAUAACAGGAUGGAAAACCAUAAAGACCAUUUUUCAGAUAAUGCUAAGAAGAUGCCAAAUACGUCAAGCGUUGGAAGGAUAAGUAGUUCAUUGAAAAGAGGGUAUACGAAGAGUUGA